Molecule: messenger RNA, 1404 nt
Organism: Penicillium daleae
Lineage: Eukaryota; Fungi; Ascomycota; Eurotiomycetes; Eurotiales; Aspergillaceae
Exons: 3
Coding region: 1-1404 (467 amino acids)
Biological process (GO): dephosphorylation
Molecular function (GO): phosphatase activity
Source: RefSeq, a predicted model, not a curated record
AUGCGCAGCCUUACUGCCGGUCUCGUCCUUGGAGCUGCUGGCCCGGUCCUUGGCCUGUCGCCCCUGGAUACCUUCUACCCGCCGACUCUCAAUCAGACCUCAUACAUCUCCAAUGCUUCCAUCGGAACUUAUGGCGGUAUCUACAAGGCCCCAACUAAUGGCCCGACCGGUGGCAAUCCGUAUGGCACCUAUGACUACUGCUCGAUGCCGCACCCGCGCACUCAGGAGUACAAGCUGCCAGGGCCCAUCGCGAAUGGCUCCGUGAAAGGCGAGCUUGUUUACCUCGAAUACCUUCAGCGCCAUCAACGUCGCUCUCCUUACAACAUCCUGCCUGGUGGUGAAAACCAAGCUUAUCAGUGCGACAAUGUUCGGCCUUAUCUCUAUGCUGGCGCAGACAGCGAGAGUGGCAUUCAGCCCAUGCCCAUGUACGCUCAGACGUACCAGGACUCUACUAACCCGUUCACCCCGGGUGUGAACGGCACCUGCCAGUAUCCCCAGAUCACCAUCGGCGGUGUUCAGGAUGGGUACCAGCACGGCAAGGACCUCUGGAACGUUUAUGGCCAGAAGCUUGGUCUCAUUCCCAAGAAGCCUAACGAUCGUGUCUGGUUCCGCUCGAGUGAAUCCGCCCUGACCCAGGGCUCUGCCGGUGCCGUUCUUCGCGGAGUCUGGCCCGACUACGAGGGCGCCUUGCCUCUGCACCAGAUGGUCUCCUCGGUCGACACUGUCAACGAGGGUUACUCAUGCAGCGCAAUCGGUUCCACACUGAGUGCGUUGCAGUCCACCACUGAGUGGAAUGAUCACCUCUCUGUGACCAGCGAGCUACGUUCUCAACUUGGCUCGAUGCUUGGCGCCACAUCCAGCUCGUGGCAAAGCACCUUCGACCAUUUCUCCGACAAUUUCCAGGCUCGUCUGUGCAACGGCUACGAAUUGCCAUGCAGCGUGUCCAACUCCUCGGCCUGUGUGACUAUGGAAAUGGCAGAGGAGGUCUUCCGUGCUGGUGACUGGGAAUGGAACUACUACUGGCGUACCAACCCCUAUGUCACCAAGUACAUCCAAGUGGUGGAGGGUCUUUUCAUUGGCGAAAUUGUCGCCCACCUGCAGGCUGUGCAGGAUGGAAAGUCUACUCUCGACUACAGCCAUGUUUUCGUCCACGAUGGUGAUAUCGGUCCUAUCCUUGGAGCUUUGGGUAUCAACGCUCUCCGGUGGCCGGCCAUGGCAUCCAACAUUGCCAUCGAAGUUUGGAAAACCCACGAUAAGAGCAGUGUUGGUUACUAUGCCCGCGUUCUUUACAGUGGCCAGCCAGUCCAGACUAUCCACGGUACCCUUGAUUGGAUCGACCUUGCCGAUUUGAUCGCUAUCCUAAGUGUUUAUGUGCCCACGGAUAUCAAGUCGCUCUGCGGAUAG